Messenger RNA from Ectocarpus sp. CCAP 1310/34, 906 nucleotides. The record is from the annotation of a GenBank genome assembly. Lineage: Eukaryota; Phaeophyceae; Ectocarpales; Ectocarpaceae.
AUGGAGAAGCUGGGGGAGGGCGCCUUUGGGAAAGUGGUGCACGUCGUGAAGAAGAGCACCGGGAGACAUUACGCCAUGAAGAUCCAGCACAAGACGGAGCUGCUGAGAAGCUUCGCGCGAAGUCUAUCGCGCCUCGACAACGAGAAGAUGGUCUUCCAGGCGUGCAACCAUCCGUUCGUGCUUCAGAUGGACUAUGCCUUCCAGACCGAGCUGCACGCAAUUAUCGUGCUUAACCUUGUCACCACGGGAAACCUCCAGGAUGCGAUCGAUUCCUCCCCGAAGAAACGUUUGAACGAACCCCGGGCGAGGUUCUAUGCCGCGGAGAUUGUAUUAGCCCUGAUACAUCUGCACGACAUGGGGCUCAUAGAUUUGAAACCCCGGAAUGUGAUGUUGGGGAUGGACGGGCACAUCCAGCUGGCGGAUAUGGGCGGCGUUGGGGAUUGCAUCGGGGAUAUGUCGGCAAGAAAAAUUCGAAAGCACGGGACGACGGUGAAGCGACGGGAAACCCUGAUGAACUUCAAGAGGAGGAGCAUCAUGGGCACCAAGGGGUACAUGGCCCCAGAGAUGGCCAAGCUUCUAAACCAGGCGAGUGAAAGCAACGAUCAGCGUCAGGGGUACAACGAGGCGGUGGACUGGUGGUCACUGGGGGUCACCGUCUACAAGAUGCUUACGGGGGCGCGGCCUUUCGACCCCCCCCCUUGGGCGCGCAAGCAGUCCGUCAUCGCCAUGCUUCGGAGACAAACGGAGUUCGAGAAGCUGCAGGCCGAGGUGGAGUAUCCGCGUUACAUGUCUGAGGCUGCAGUGUCCUUCGUGUCCGCACUUUUGCGACACGACGUUCACGAGCGACUGGGAUCUGGACCCAACGGCAAGGAGGGUAUCAAGUCUCACGCCUUCAUGGCGGGAUAG